AUGACCGGUUGGGGUGCAUACCUUUCCGGUCAGACGUCGGCGGGGGUGUGGUCAGGGGAACAGCUUUCAGAACACAUCAAUGUUCUGGAAAUGCGUGCUGUUCUGUUGGCCCUUCGGGGUCUUCGACCCUCCCUGCAGGGCAAGGCCAUUUGUCUGGCUACAGACAACUCCACUGUGGUGGCUUAUCUGCAGCGCCAGGGGGGCACCCGUUCCCCGGCUCUGUGUGCUUUAUCCACCCAGGUCCUGUUGCUGUGUCAGGAGAUCAGUCUCGAUCUCACGGUGAGGCACCUUCCAGGUCGUCUGAAUGUUCUGGCCGACACUCUGUCUCGGUCUCGGAGCCCGGUUCUCACCGAAUGGACCCUCAAGCGUUCGGUGUUCCGGUCUCUUUGCCUGGUUUGGGACAGACCCCAUGUGGAUCUGUUCGCCACGGCCCUGAACUUUCGACUCCCUACCUUUGUGUCUCCGGUUCCAGAUCCUAUGGCCAUGGCGGUGGAUGCUCUAUCCAAGGACUGGUCGGGAAUGUACGCGUAUGCGUUUCCUCCCUUCAAUCUGGUGGGCAGGGUGUUGGAGAAGAUUCUUCUACACCAUUGUACUGUGUUGCUGGUUGCACCGCUCUGGCCUCGACAACGUUGGUUUCCUCUGUUGCUUCGGCUUUCGGUGGACUUCCCGCGCAGCAUCCCGACCCUGUGCGAUCUGCUGUCUCAACCGAGGUCCCGGCAGUUCUAUUCGGGACCAGAACGGCUCCACCUUCACGGUUGGAUGCUAUCUCGGGAAGGCUCACUCAGACGGGCUUUUCUCGAGAAGUUGCAACUCGCAUCGCAGGAUCACUUAGACCUUCGUCUUCCGCCGCCUACCAAUCUCGAUGGUCCGCCUUCGGUGAUUGGUGUCUCGGACGGUCGAUUGACCCAGUCUCUGCCUCUGUUCCCGUUGUAG
Mizuhopecten yessoensis (Yesso scallop) is the source of this 933-nucleotide messenger RNA. RefSeq lists its product as uncharacterized. Gene Ontology annotation, molecular function: nucleic acid binding. Bases 1 to 933 code for a protein of 310 amino acids. The transcript has a single exon. NCBI's taxonomy places the organism in Eukaryota, Metazoa, Mollusca, Bivalvia, Pectinida, Pectinidae. The record is from RefSeq and is a predicted model, not a curated record.